Messenger RNA from Liolophura sinensis, 5762 nucleotides. RefSeq names its product dual oxidase-like. Gene Ontology annotation, biological process: response to oxidative stress; superoxide anion generation; defense response. Gene Ontology annotation, cellular component: plasma membrane; NADPH oxidase complex. Gene Ontology annotation, molecular function: calcium ion binding; peroxidase activity; heme binding. The record is from RefSeq and is a predicted model, not a curated record. NCBI's taxonomy places the organism in Eukaryota, Metazoa, Mollusca, Polyplacophora, Chitonida, Chitonidae.
AUGUCAGCUCAUUCAGCAGUCCGGAAUUGGCCUAACAUCUAUCCGGGUGCAUAUUUAAGUUAAGAUAUCUCUUAUUUUAUGCCCCAUAUCCGCUUUUGUUACAGGCUGGUCUAAAAGGCCCAACGUGUGUUAAUAUCGUCGUAAGCAGCUGACAGGCGCGGCUGAACUUAGCAUAGUGUGCGUAUAUACAGACAUUCAAGAAGCGAGCAGAACUGUAUCACGGGUGAAAAUAUCCUUAUUUAUAGAGCGAUUUUAAGUCAAGAUUUGCAGCACUACUACAUGACUGAGGCAUGACGACUGGGUCCAUGCUAUUGUUACUUUUACUUCAGAUUUUUCUAAUCAACCACGGCUUUGGGCAGCAGUGGCAGCGAUUUGAUGGCAGGUUCAACAAUCUAGGAAAUGUGCACUGGGGAAGGGCGGGCUGUCGCCUCUUCAGCAAUAUCUCCACAUGUUACUUGGACUUCACCUAUAAGGCACCUGGUAUUAGACGACCAAAUCCUCGUGACAUCAGUAACAACGUGUUUCGGGGAAAUGGAGGCACCAAGUCUGUCAAUGGAAGAACAGCAUUAUUUGCCUUCUUUGGUCAGGUUGUGUCGUAUGAGAUCCUGCAUACCGAUGACUCUACCUGCCCAGUGGAGGUACUGAGCGUGCCUGUGCCCACUGGAGACCCACACUUUGACCCUGAUGGAACCGGAACCAAAUUCAUGCCAUAUGAGCGGAAGCUCUAUGACACAACAACGGGGCAGUCGCCAAACAAUCCUCGAAAACAGGUAAACAAAGCUACCAGCUACAUAGAUGGAAGUUUUAUAUACGGUUAUAGUGAAGUGUGGGCUAAUGCUUUGCGAGAUCAUGAGACUGGCAAGCUUGCGAAGAGUGACACUUUUGGGCGAUUUCCACAGCUGAACACCAUGCGCUUGCCUUUUGACAGUGUGCCUAACGCAACAGGUGCCUAUGUUGACCCAGAGAGCCUGUGGACUUUGGGAGAUCCCCAUGUCCAAGAGAAUCCAGCACUCCUGUCCUUGGCUGUGCUUUUUUAUCGCUGGCAUAAUAAGUUGGUUGAUGAUUUCAAAGAAAAGGACCCAAGUCUGACGCCCCAUGAACUUUUCUAUACUGCCAGGAAAUGGGUUGUGGCUACAUACCAGAAAAUUGUGAUGUACGACUGGCUACCCAAACUGUUGAACCUGAAUGAAUCAGAAAUGGAGCAGUUCAUCCCACCAUACCACCUAAAAGGUUACCAGCGCUCAGUUGAUCCCCGUGCCACAGCUGUAUUUGACGCUGCUGCUAUGAAGUAUAUCUUGACCUUGAUUCCCUCAGAGAUUGUACUCAGAGAUUUGAUGAAGGAUAACUGUGUGAAGAAAUCUUCAGUGAGAUUGUGUAACACAUACUGGGAUUCACAGAAAGUGCUUACUGCAGAUGUAAAUGGAGUUGAGGAGAUUCUGUUUGGGUUGGCAUCACAACCAGCAGAAAAAGAGGACACAGAAGUGGUUCCAGAUAUCAGGGAAAGUUUUUAUGGGCCCUUGCAUUACUCUCGACAUGAUGCUGUUGUUCUAACCAUCAUGAAAGGUAGAGACUAUGGAUUAGAAACCUAUAACAAGGUUAGAAAAGAAAUCGGAUUAGGGAAGAAAUCCACAUGGGAAGAAAUAAACAAUGAAACUCUGAAUCAUCAGCCAUGUCUCAAGAGUUAUUAUCUUAUCAAGAUGUUAGACUUCCUUCACGAAACCUUCAACGGGACACAGUACCUGGACGAGAUGGAUGUAUUUGUGGGUGGGAUGUUAGAGACGACAGACAAAGGCCCUGGAGAAUUAUUUAGGACUAUAUUGCUCGACCAGUUCCUGAGGCUCAGGGACGGAGACCGCUUCUGGUUUGAGAACAAGGAAAACGGGCAGUUCACUAAAGAUGAGAUAGAUAUUAUUAAACAUACAACUCUAGGGGAAAUAAUCAACAAUGUGACAGGUCAACUGAGACAUGGUAAACUCCAGCCGGAUGUCUUCACUCUAGGCACAGGGGAGUUCUGUCACUUUGAGCCGGUGAAUGCCUCCAGCCUACCUGAGUGUCCUCCACAUACAGGCUAUGACUAUUUUUCAGGCAGUGAGAUAUCAUUCAUCGUCAUCUGGACAUGCGUUGGAAUACUGCCUUUCUUGUGUGGUCUCUUGGCGUACGUUUUGUACCAUAUCAAGCACCACAGAGAUGCUGAGAGUCUGAAGCAAAAACGCAACGAGCGCCUGAGGAGGCUCGUUAGAGUCACAUCUGGCUGGAUAACAGCUAUUGAGUGGCGUGGUGAGAAAGAGAGUCCCCGCAAUGUAGAGCUUCAGUUCCAUGACCGAAAUUGCCAACUGUGGAUGAGCUCCCACCAUGGCUCCCACAUACGCACCAUCAGCUUUCAUAACAUGGCUCACGUUGAGCUCUGGCUCAGCAGCACCAAGGGGCAAACAACUUUACUCAUCUAUGUUCCACGGGAAUAUGAUUUGGUCCUGGAAUUCCCCACAGUCCAUGAAAGAUCUUUGUUUGUGUCUAGCAUUGAGCAACUGCUGACAAAUUGUGAGAAGGAGAUUGUCCAGAAAUCAAUGAAGUUAAAAGAGAUUUAUCAGCGUGCCACUACAAAGGUUAAGCGUAACCAGAAACUGGAAAUGUUCUUCAAACAAGUUUUCUCAGAAGCUUUAGAUAUGGAUUAUGUUCCUGUAAGGGACUCAGACAACAUGGAAACACUGGACUUUGAGCUUACAAAGGAAGAGUUUGCUGAGGCAUUGGGAGUGAAGUCAGACUCUGACUUUGUCAUGCAGAUGUUCAACAUGGUGGAUAACAAUGCUGAUGGCUACAUCUCCUUCAAAGAGUUCCUAGCCACUGUCGUACUCUUCUCAAAAGGUUCGUCCGAGGACAAACUUCACAUGCUGUUUAAGAUGUGCAGUAGUCACGAAGAGGGUGGAACGGUCACCAUGCAGGAGCUGACCACACUCUUCAAGUCUUUGCUGGAAAUGGCAAACAGUGAUGUUGAUGUGGCGAGUGUAGAGAAGAUUGUCACGGACAUGUGUACAGUGUGUGGAGUACAGAACAACGCCCGGAUAGGCUUUCCCGAGUUUUGUCAGAUCUUUUCACCCCAGAUGGACCACCUCAACAACAUCAACCUAGACUGGAAAGGAGCAAAGAAAUGCUUGUCACCAGCCAAUGGAAAGAAGACUGACAAGAAAAGUCACCAGCAGAAGAGAAAGGGCUCGACAGCAUCCCUGGACAUUGACUCCAGGAAGGGGUCUACUAUGUCUCUGGACAGAGUCUCUCACAAAGGUUCCACGUCAUCCCUCAAUGAGAUCAUCCAUCCUCGUCUUCAGCUGGCUCUCAGAGAGAAGUACUCCCCCGUCAAGGCCAAGGUCAAAUCCCUCAAACACUUCAUAGAGAACAACAAACAGCAUAUCUUCUUCCUGAUCAUCUUCUUUGGAAUCUGCCUGGGAGUGGCAGGAGAGAGGUUUUAUUACUACACAAUUGAGCGGGAGCACAGUGGUCUGCGUCAGAUCACAGGGUUAGGACUGAGUGUUACACGUGCGGCAGCAGCUGGCAUGUCCUUCACCUUCUCACUGAUCCUGUUAACCAUGUGCCGUAACACCAUCACCUGGCUAAGAGGCACCUUCCUCAACUUUUACAUACCCUUUGAUUCACAUGUUGCAUUCCACAAGGUCAUCGCAUGGACAGCUUUGUUCUUCACAGCUAUGCAUGUGAUUGGAUACGGGUUCAACUUUUACCAUGUGGCCACUCAGCCUACCAAGUUCUUGUGUGUGUUUGAAACCAUUGUGUUCAGAUCUGAAUUCCAACCAGCUUUCCAUUGGUGGUUAUUCGGAAAUAUGACAGGUUUUACUGGGGUCCUGUUGACUGUGGUCAUUUGUAUCAUCUACGUGUUCGCCACUCAAACUGCCCGCAGAUAUAUAUUUGGUGCCUUUUGGCUGACCCACAAGCUGAUCUUGCCUUUGUACAUCAUGGCUAUAUUACACGGCGCCUCUGUCAUCGUACAGAAGCCUCUGUUUUUUGCCUACUUUGUCAUUCCUGCCAUCCUACUGACUGUGGAUAAACUUGUUAGCCUCAGUCGUAAGAAGUCUCCCAUUAGUGUAGUCAGAGCUGAACAUCUGCCAUCAGAUGUGACAAUGAUAGAGUUUAAACGUCCCCCACGGUUUGAGUACAAGUCUGGUCAGUGGGUGAGGGUUGCCUGCCUGGGCCAGUCCCCCAGCGAGUACCACCCCUUCACCCUGACCUCUGCCCCACAUGAGGACACUCUCUCUGUCCACGUUAGGGCACUGGGGCCAUGGACCUGGAACAUCAGAAGUUUGUUUGACCCAGAGAACCUCAAAGACAGAGCCUACCCGAAGCUUUAUGUAGAUGGCCCUUACGGAGCUGGCCAGCAGGAUUGGUACACCUAUGACGUUUCCAUCCUGGUGGGGGCAGGGAUUGGAGUCACCCCGUACGCCUCCAUCUUAAAGGACUUUGUCCAUAUGUCCCAGAUCAAGAGCACUUACAAAAUCAGAUGUCAGAAGCUGUACUUCGUAUGGGUGACGGGAAGUCAGCGCCAUUACGAAUGGCUGAUUGACAUCCUCAGACAAGUCGAAGACGUGGACCUCAGUGGCAUUGUCACCAUCGAUAUCUUCAUCACCCAGUUUUUCCAGAAGUUUGAUUUACGAACAGCUCUGCUGUACAUCUGUGAGGAGCAUUUUCAGAAGUUAUCAGGUGGCAGGAGUGUGUUCACGGGACUGAAGGCUAAUACCCACUUUGGUCGACCUCAGCUGUCUAAGAUGAUGGAGGCUGUGAACAAGUCUCAUCCACAGGUGCGUAAGGUAGGCGUAUUCAGCUGUGGACCGCCUGGACUGACCAAAGGUGUGGAGAAAGCCUGCAUGGAGUCAAGUAGAACAACCAAAGCACUCUUCGAACAUCAUUUUGAAAAUUUCUAAAUAUGAAAAAGAUUUUACAAGGUUUCAGUGCAAUGCACAUGGUCAUGUACCUGUGUAAUCUUUGUUUGGUUGCUGUGUGUGUUAAACAUAUUUAAUUUGUGGAUAAAUUGAAGACAAACGACUGUAGUAAUGGCAUGCAUGAGAGGGAAGGGAGUGUUAAUGUAAAUUCCAGUCUUGCUGUUUAGCCUUAGACCGUGUCUCACAACAUGGCAGUAAAGAGCGUGCUGGUAAUCAUAACGAUGCUUACCAUGUUGACCUAUAAUAGGGCAGGAAAUUACGAAAAUCCACCGAGUUCAUGGUUAAGGUAGGUGCUGCAGGUAGCGUGAACAUGUGAUAAUAUUCCACUGAAUUCAUCUAAUGUAAAGUAUGUAUGAUAAUAUUUUCCUAUGCUCAAUUGUUUCAUGUACAGUUUUUAGACCUGUGUGUGUAUGAAAUACACAUUAAUCCCAUUGACAAGCUACAUUAAAAUACAUUAACAAAUGGUGUAAUUCUGGUCAAAUAUACGUUAUUGUUUUCUUUAACAUCCUGUAUAUUAUGUUAACUGGGGCAGAUUGUAAAAGGCAAAUGAAGCCGUGCACAUGUGUGCUGUCAAGUUUCCUCAGUGAUGUUUGCGUCUGUGUAUAUGUUGUUUUAUCUGUUCAUUUUAUGUGUCAUAUUUUAUGGGUGCUUCUGACGAAGUCAGGUUGUUGACUUUCACUUUCGUUUUAUAUCCCUUCUGACUGCAGUUUGGAUAAUCUGUACAAUUAAGGUACAAGUAUUCAGGUUACUAUCAUUAACCGGUGCUUAUAGUGUAACGACAGGACUAUCAGCGUUACCUCGGGCUACUCUCCAACUAAA